UUAAUUGUCAAUGUCAAACUAAUUAUCUGUAAUCAGACUAUUGAAACAAAACAAAUAAAACCUUUAUACCUUUGUUACGAAAAUGCAUCAUAAACUUCCCACAAAUACAACAUUGUACGGUAAAUCUUUUCCAUCAUUUGAAGAACCAAAAAUUAUAGGGUAUAUUGGUUACGAAAAUCUUAUGUUUGCUAAAAGUGUAGAAAACAAACAAGUCAAUUUAGAUUUAAAUUAUUUGAGGGAAAAAACUGUGCUCAAGCCUCAAAACUUAGAUGUUAAAUUAGAUGAGCUUUUAAAGUUUUUAUUACAGAAUGAAAUACGGUUGAAUCUAUGCAAAAAUUAUGUGAUAGAUAAUGCGAAGUUUAUGUGCUAUAGGGGAUUAAUGACUUGUAUUGCAUGUACUCCAUAUGAAAAAAAAGAAGGAUGGAGACUGGUUGCAAUUCUUUUUAAAGGCAACAUUUAUUUAUGUAAAAGAGAUACAGAAGAAAAGCGAAUACAGAAACAGAAUUUUACAAAAGAGGAUCAAAAAUUUACUUCGUGGGGAUAUAAAUUUGAGCAAUAUAUUUUAUCAGAAAGUCCUCAUGCUGAGCCCAACCCUAAUUUACCUCUUGAUGAAAAUAAAGAAUUUUCCUUGGUAUUUAAAACACAUUUAAAGAAACAUACUUUGAUAUAUGGUGCGGAAAUGGAUGGAAUUCGAUGUGAUAAAACUAGUGUAGAAUCACCUCCGGACAUAAAUGAUGAUAAAGAUGUUAUUAUAAACUACUUAUCAAAGAACAAGUUUAUAGAAUUGAAAACUAACAGACAUAUUGAAUUUUCGCGCCAGAAGAGAAACUUCAGGCUUUUCAAAACAAUAAAAUGGUGGUGUCAGUCAAUGUUUGCUGGUGUCAAUACAAUUCUAUGUGGAUUUAGAAAUGACGAUGGUGUUGUUGAAGAAUUAAAAGUAUAUGAAGUAAAUGGUCUACCAAAAAUAUCACGGGGAUUUUGGAAUCCAAAUGUUUGUUUCGAUUUUUUAGAAACAUUUUUGACAUAUGUUAAAGAAUGUUUAACAACAGAAAUACGAAAUAAAUACGGAGAGAGGGCAUUAAAUAAAAUACAUGCUCUCCCCUUGAUAAGCUUGCAUUUUGAAUGGUAUCCCGGUUCACCAGUUCGUGUGACAGACAAUUAUGUACAUGAAGAUGAUCCAAUAUUGCCCACUUGGUUUACAGAAAACUUUAUGGCCUUUAGAUGCGACGAGUGAAUGACCAUUCUUUGAACUUUAUUUUAAGAUAUACUGUAAUUUAAUAAUAAAAGUAAAUAUUUUUAUGUUUUAUAUUGGUUACUUU
This is a messenger RNA of Papilio xuthus (Asian swallowtail), 1319 nucleotides long. RefSeq names its product decapping and exoribonuclease protein. Gene Ontology annotation, biological process: NAD-cap decapping; nuclear-transcribed mRNA catabolic process. Gene Ontology annotation, molecular function: mRNA 5'-diphosphatase activity. Lineage: Eukaryota; Metazoa; Arthropoda; Insecta; Lepidoptera; Papilionidae. Gene Ontology annotation, cellular component: nucleus; cytosol. The record is from RefSeq and is a predicted model, not a curated record. The transcript has 4 exons. The coding region runs from base 83 to 1234 and encodes 383 amino acids.